Molecule: messenger RNA, 1297 nt
Organism: Drosophila ficusphila
Lineage: Eukaryota; Metazoa; Arthropoda; Insecta; Diptera; Drosophilidae
Gene: grass
Product: serine protease grass
Exons: 6
Coding region: 86-1216 (376 amino acids)
Biological process (GO): proteolysis
Molecular function (GO): serine-type endopeptidase activity
Source: RefSeq, a predicted model, not a curated record
GCUCGGAGCGUCUGUUUGCCCAGAUUCACAGAGUCACACGUCACACUUCAGGUUUCGAUCAGUCCAGAUCAGCGAUCUCAGCGAGAUGAUAGGCCGCAGCCUCGCCGUUCUAUAUGGCAUUGCCCUCGUGUCGUCGAUGGGCGUGAAAUCUGCCCAAGCAGCCUACGCCGACGACUGCACCACUCCGGAUGGCGACCAGGGUAGCUGCAUGCCCUUCUCCUCCUGCCGGACCAUCGAGGAGCGGCUCACAAGUGCCCAGAAGUCGGGACAGAAGGUGCCGCCCGAGUACGCCGCCUAUCUGCAGAAGGCCUCCUGCGGCGAGUUCAAUGGAGUGCGCCACUUUUGCUGUCCCGCCGCCCAGAUCCAACACAACUCCAAGGUGAUGAGCCUUUUUAAGGACGAGAACUUUGACUGCGGCAACUUCCUUAAUCAGAGGGUGGCCAAUGGAUACGAGGUGAAGCUCUCCUCCAGACCAUGGAUGGCUUUGCUCCGUUACCAGCAGUUUGGGGUACCGCGAUUCCUCUGCGGCGGAGCCCUCAUCUCCGAGCGUUACAUCCUGACGGCUGCCCACUGUGUUCACGGUCUUCAGAAUGAUCUCUAUGAGAUUCGCCUGGGCGAGCAUCGUAUCUCCACGGAUGAGGACUGUCGCCAGCAGGGACGUAAAAAGAAAUGUGCACCGCCAGUUGUAGAUGUGGGCAUUGAGAAGCAUCUGAUCCAUGAGCACUACGAUUCCCGUCACAUCAUGAAUGACAUUGCUUUGCUGCGUCUGAAUAGAAGUGUUCCAUUUCAGAAGCACAUCAAACCCGUUUGCCUGCCCAUCACGGAUGAGCUGAAGCAGCAGGCGGAGCAGAUAAACACCUACUUUGUGACUGGCUGGGGAACCACGGAGAAUGGCUCCUCCUCAGAUGUGCUGCUCCAGGCGAAUGUCCCCCUCCAACCACGAUCAGCCUGCUCCCAGGCCUACCGAAGGAUGGUGCCCUCCACCCAGCUCUGCGUGGGUGGUGGCGAUCUGCAGGAUUCCUGCAAGGGCGACUCCGGUGGCCCACUCCAAGCUCCAGCUAAUUACUUGGGUGGGUUCGCUCCGAAGAUGGUGGAGUUUGGAAUCGUAAGCCAGGGCGUGGUCUCCUGCGGGCAGAUCAGUCUUCCGGGUCUGUACACCAACGUCGGGGAGUUCGUCCAGUGGAUCACGGACACCAUGGCCAGCAAUGGCCUUUAAGGAGGGCCAUCAGUUGUUAGAGUGUAUCUUAGUAGUUAGUCCAACCCAAAAAAUAUAUCAUACACAUAUUUGUAAACGCAA